AGGCAAUCGUGAAAAUGUGCGGUUAUUUUUUUUAGGUGGUUCAACAAGUGACAACAAGAGAACGAUUAUCAUCAUGACAGAUUUGGACGCUAGCCAUGAUUCACAAGAGACAGAUUCCGAUGAACUAUUCUGUUUACCCGGUGAACGGCUUUGCCGUGUGGAGGACAACAUUAUCUUAGGUUUGGGUACAUACGAACAGAAUGGCUAUAUAUACGCCUGCAAGUCAGGAAUAGUUAGUAUUGAUGAUUCCGAUGAAAAUACCCAAAUUGUUAGCGUACACAAGCCAGGAUUUCAUUUGACCAUUCCGGUUACGGGAGAUAUAGUUACUGCACGUGUUCUAGUCACGACUCCAAAAUUUGCCAAAUGUGCUAUAUUCUGCGUUAGGAAUCAACUAUUGGAGAACAGCUAUCGUGGACUUUUGAGAAAGGAGGAUGUACGAGAAACCGAAAAGGAUCGUGUCGAUAUCUACAAAUCAUUUAAGCCCGGUGAUGUGAUUUUGGCUCGUGUCCUAAAUCAACUGGAACAAUCUAUUCUAUUAAGCACUGCAGAAACUGAGCUCGGCGUUGUAAUAGCCUAUGCCAGUGAUGUGCGCAAGAACCGAGUACCAAUGAUACCCGUCGGUUGGGCCGAAAUGCAGUGUCCCCAAACAACGAUUAAAGAACCUAGAAAGGUGGCUAAAGUCCUACCAGAGAGUACAAUUAAAAUUGAAAAAUGAUAUUUAA
Molecule: messenger RNA, 722 nt
Organism: Drosophila willistoni
Lineage: Eukaryota; Metazoa; Arthropoda; Insecta; Diptera; Drosophilidae
Gene: Csl4
Product: exosome complex component CSL4
Exons: 2
Coding region: 74-715 (213 amino acids)
Biological process (GO): RNA processing
Cellular component (GO): cytoplasm; nuclear exosome (RNase complex)
Molecular function (GO): RNA binding
Source: RefSeq, a predicted model, not a curated record